Messenger RNA from Anastrepha obliqua, 824 nucleotides. Its product is annotated as COMM domain-containing protein 3. The transcript is spliced from 2 exons. The record is from RefSeq and is a predicted model, not a curated record. NCBI's taxonomy places the organism in Eukaryota, Metazoa, Arthropoda, Insecta, Diptera, Tephritidae. Bases 104 to 691 code for a protein of 195 amino acids. Gene Ontology annotation, biological process: sodium ion transport.
AAUAGAAACAGUCUAAUGUCUUCUGCAUACAUAUUAUCUAUGGCAUACAUAAAUAUAAAUAUAUAAUAUAAACAGAACAUAAAUAUAUAAAACUGUAUUAAAUAUGACUCUAAAGCUAUCUAAUCCCGUAAUAAAGGGACUUCAACAGUUAGGCACGGAAAUUACUUUGGACAUCUCCAAGAAACUUAUAGCAAACACGCUCAAACAUACGCUUUCUUCUGAAGCAAGUGUUCCAUCUGUGCCGGAUAUAUAUGCCACAAAUGCUGACAAAGCAAAACUUAGUGAGUAUGCCGUUGUAUCAUUAUUAGCUGUAGCCACAAAAUAUGGCUGCGAUCCCACUGUAUUUCGAACAAGUUUGGAAAAAUACGAAAUUCAGCCUACAGUAUUGGAGGAACUGGUUCGAAUAUAUGAGGAGCAUGGAAAAGAGUUAACAUUGCGUCAGUUGCAUAUAGGUAGUGAUUUUCCACACAUAACAGACGUGCAAUGGCGAAUUAUGGCAGAUGUUCGCUCAUCGACUUCAGAUUGCAGCUCUGGCGAAGUGAGUUUUCAUGUAAAUCUCGGAAGUUUUCAUGAAACCAGCGGUAAACGCGAGACUGCCGUUGAAUUUGUAUGCAGCACCGAGGAAAUGCAAUUGUUAAUAAAUAAGUUGAAAGAAAUAGAACGCCAUUGCGAGAAAGUAGCUACCGAAUAAAUAAAAAUUUAUUUAAAGUUAGGGCAUUCCAAAAUUAGAGUUAGAAGGUAUGUACAAGUACUUAUAACUCGGUAGAAAAAUACGAAACCAAUAGUGUAAUAAAUAUAUAUGUAUCUAUGUGCAUAACACUCAA